UUUGAACCAUAAACCACGCAACACAUUGCAUUAUAUCAAAUAAACAAAAUAACAUUGUUUUUAGCAAUUAAAUAGGUGCACUUUAAGCUGUCAGCAAACUUCACCAGUUCAAAAAGAUUGAAUAUACUGUUUUGUUUAGCUUUUCCCCAUGUCGCUGUCCAUGGUGCUGCACAGACCGACUCUCCUGUGCUGUUUUUGUUCUGUUUAUUGUUGAUCUUUACUAUAAACAUGCAGUUUGGCAACGUAUAUAACAUUGUAUCCGUGCUUGUUUCACGCUCCAGUAGAAUGUUAGUUUAGUUUGACGUUUAAAGAUCAUGACAUCCAUAUGAAAACUGUUUAGUCCAGAUUCCACUUAAUCAUGUGAGAGCAUUGGCAUCUAAACCUGAUGCUGAAGACCCAUGGCACUGUACAUUUUGGUUUUGUAUUUUGCUUAAAGCGUGAUUCAAAUUAUAAGCACUUUAGCAGAGAGAAUAAUCUUAAUGUGUUCUUCAAGAAAAACAUACAAAAUGUGCAAUUCUAUGGGUCCAGGUCCAGGAAUAAAAAUCACAGUUAAAGCAUUAAAUUAUUUGCAGUUUCUUAAAAUAACUCAUAGUGUCGCUGUUCACCAGUGAAACCUUUGGUAUUUAUUGUGGUUUUCUCAACCCCGAUUGUGAUGUCAUGCGUAUGGCUUGCACCUCCUUCUUUAUAGGAAAUCUUCAGCGGUGACGGGUUACCUAAACUGCGGCUUUCCCCUCAUGCUGUAAUCUUACAUUCUGUUUCUUUUAUGUGUCGAAUGUUUUUCAUGGAUUGUAGUGUAAACAUUCUCUAUGGAUUUUAAAAGCUUCAGCGUUAUUGGUCAGAUGUUUGGCUUUGUGUUUUUCGUGCUUAUGGCGCACAGCGCUACUGGAGACGUGAGCUAUUCUUUUCCAGAGGAGAUGAAGCGCGGAUCUGUGAUUGGAAAUAUAGCCAAAGAUCUUGGGCUCGAAGUGAAAAGACUGUCAUCUCGCAAGGCUCGCAUUGAUAUUGAAGUUAACGACAAACAAUUUUGCGAUAUUAAUCUGAAUACUGGAGAACUGAUCACGGCGGAAAGGAUCGACAGAGAGGCGCUUUGUGAAAGGAAAGCUUCAUGCGUUAUAAAACAAGAGCUCGUGCUAGAGAAUCCUUUAGAGCUCCAUCGCUUUAUUCUGAAUAUUCAGGAUAUAAAUGAUAAUUCACCACAGUUUAAAGAAAAUGUUAUUAAAUUAGAAAUAAGUGAAUCAGCAAUCAAAGGAUCUCGUUACUUAUUAGAUGGGGCCCAUGAUCCGGAUAUUGGUGUAAACUCGGUGCAGACAUAUACCUUACAAAACAAUGAUCACUUUAUUUUGAAUGUAGUUUCCCGUGAACAUGGAAGGAAAUAUGGAGAGCUCGUGCUGAAUAAAGAAUUGGAUCGUGAGCAGCAGAAAGAGGUGACUUUAAUUCUUACUGCGGUUGAUGGUGGUACUCCACCGAGAUCAGGUACUGUAGCCAUACACGUCACUGUGCUAGAUGCUAAUGAUAAUGCUCCAGUCUUUAUUCAGGCCGUCUAUAAAGUCAGUCUGCCUGAAAAUUCUCCUGUAGAUACUGUAGUGGUUACAGUGAGCGCUACUGAUGCUGACGAGGGCCAAAACGGAGCGGUGACUUAUGAAUUUGGUCAUUUGUCAGAAACGCUUCUUAAUACGUUUUCUCUGGAUCCCGUGUCUGGUGAGAUUAAACUAGCGGGAUUCAUUGAUUAUGAAAAAGCUAGUUCAGUUGAACUUCCGAUUCGAGCUAAAGACGGUCAAGGUUUGGCCACUUAUUCUACUGUUCUUAUUAAUGUUGUUGAUGUCAAUGAUAACGUUCCUGUUAUAAUAAUUAAAUCUUUGAAUAGCCCCGUUCCCGAGAAUGCGUCACCCGGUACAGAGGUUGGCAUCAUUAAUGUGCAGGACAGAGACUCUGAGAAUAACGGACAGGUGCGCUGCUCCAUUCAUCAAAACGUCCCAUUUAAACUCGUACCUUCAAUCAAAAAUUAUUAUUCUCUAGUGACCACAGGUGAAUUAGACCGCGAGUUAGUGUCUGAUUAUAAUAUCACAAUUACUGCUACUGAUGAGGGAACUCCAUCUUUAUCUUCCACUAAGAAUAUUCACUUCACUGUAGCUGACGUGAAUGAUAAUCCACCUGUAUUUGAAGAGCAGAAUUACAGAGCUCACGUGCAAGAAAAUAACAAACCGGGCUCCUCUAUUUGUUCAGUUUCAGCUACAGACCCGGACUGGAGACAGAAUGGCACUGUAGUUUAUUCUCUGUUACCUUCUGAUGUCAAUGGCACCCCGGUUUCCUCGUUUUUAUCCGUUAACGGAGACACCGGUGUCAUUCAUGCCGUGAGGUCGUUUGAUUACGAGCAGUUGAAAAGUUUUAAAGUGCUGGUGUUAGCCAGAGAUAACGGUUCUCCUCCUCUGAGCAGUAACGUUACAGUGAGUGUCUCCAUAACGGAUGAGAAUGACAACACCCCUCAGAUAUUAUACCCCUCUCCGGACGGAAACUCUUUCAUGACCGAGAUGGUACCCAAAGUUGCGCAGGCGGGAUCCCUGGUGUCCAAGGUGAUCGCCGUGGAUGCAGAUUCUGGACAGAACGCGUGGCUCUCCUAUCACAUUAUUAAAGCUAGUGAUCCUGGACUUUUCACCAUCGGUGUCCACAGCGGGGAGAUCAGGACACAGCGAGACCUUUCUGAAUCUGACAGCAUGAAACAGAACCUUAUUGUCUCUGUGAGAGAUAACGGACAACCCACCCUAUCUGCCACGUGCGCAUUGUAUUUACUUAUAUCUGAUAACUUGGCUGAAGUUCCAGAACUGAAAGACAUGUCUCAUGACGAUAGGAACUCUAAACUCACUUUUUAUUUGAUCAUCGCGCUGGUGUCCGUUUCCACAUUCUUCUUCACUUUUAUUAUCAUCAUCCUGGCCGUGAGGUUUUGUCGCAGGAGAAAGCCCAGACUUUUGUUUGAUGGAGCUGUAGCCAUUCCCAGCGCGUACCUACCUCCAAAUUACGCAGAGGUGGAGGGCGCGGGAACGCUCCGCAGCGCUUACAAUUAUGACGCAUACCUCACCACGGGCUCACGCACGAGUGAUUUCAAGUUCGUCAGAUCUUAUAAUGAAGGCACGAUGACUCCUGACCUGACGCUGAAAAAGACUCCGUCUUCUGUAGAUGAUCUUGAAGGGCUUGAUUCGAAAAUUAGUGAUUCAUUUCAGCAAAAGCCGCCCAGCGCUGACUGGCGUUUCACUCAGAACCAGAGACCGGGACCCAGCGGGGCUGCUGCCACUCCUGAGGUUGCCAUGGGAACAGGACCUUGGCCCAACCCCCCCACUGAGGCCGAGCAGCUCCAGGCAUUGAUGGCCGCUGCUAAUGAGGUGAGCGAGGCGACCAACACUCUGACUCCGGGCACCAUGGGUCUGAGCACCCGCUACAGCCCUCAGUUCACCCUCCAGCACGUGCCUGACUACCGGCAGAACGUCUACAUCCCCGGCAGCACGGCCACCCUCACCGCCAACCCUCAGCAGCCCCAACAAGCCCUGCCUCCCUCGCAGGCCUCUCCUGACGAACCUGAGCCGCCCAAGGCCGCCCAGACCCCGGCCAGCAAGAAGAAAUCUGCAAAGAAGGAAAAGAAGUAGAUUAAACGGAGUAGGCGUGUGGAAAUCUUCAGUAACUAGUCAAAUUAAGAGAUAGAUAAAUAUUAGGGUAAAAACGCAGUAUGUCAAAGUGAACCGACCUCUCAGAUGUAUCUAACCUUUGUUAUCUGUAGCGAUCUGUUUUACGCAUGUGUUUUUUUUUACUUUAUGUGUGUUUACAGCACAUGUACUUUAAAGUCAUUUUCACACCGAAAUACCAUUUUCUUUCAUUUUUAGCUGAAUGUGAUGGUCAUUUAGAGAGAAACUGUUUUAUAUUUUCACUUUGCCAAGUUUAUGCAACUUCCAAGUGACACUAUAUUUCCGCGUAUAUCUAGCCAAUAAUGUAUGUCACCGCAGUACUUUACCAUGGGAGUUAUGGAAAAGGAAAUGUGUUGUUGUAACAAUCAUGUUAUUGUUUACACAGACUCGUGAGUUUAGAUACUGUUGCAACGUUUGUAAAAUGUAUCAUGAAUAUUUUAUUAUUUUUCCUUGUUUUUUUUUAAGACAUGUUACCUAAAAUACCACUAGGCUACUCAAAAUCUAAAUAUUGAGGUAUAAGAAAUGUUGCCAUAUUCAGGUGAGCAUUACUGCAUGCUGUCCUAUAGAUAAUCUUACGGUCAUCGAUUAAAACAUUUAAGAUCUUCUUUUUUUACAACAAAUCCCCUGUGUAUCUCUGAGCCAGAGUUUGUUGUUUUUUUUUGUUACCUGAAUGUUUUUGGAGCAGUAGCGACUGUCGUCCGAGCCGUGACAGGCGAGUUAGUUUUCUCUGAAUCCAUUAGCACACCAUUGGCUCUAUCCUCUGAAGUAUUCAGUAUUUUCUGGUUAUCCUAAAGUGUUGAAACUCUCUCUUUAUCAGUGCUGGUUAUAGUUAGAUGAGUUGGUAAUACUACUCAUCAGUAGCUGCUGUUAUGAAAAGUGCUGAAUCUAUCCAUUUAUGAUGGAGCCUUCCUGUAGUGACACCAAGCUUACGAUCGACUCUUCCGAUUCUUAUUGAUCUGUGCAGGGUGUAUACAGUAAUGCAGAUCACUAAGUUUUGGAGUAGAGUGUUUAACAGGAGGACAAUCUUAAAAUGUCUGAAUGUACAGCAGAGACAGCUUUAAUACCGGUAUGAAAUAAUAUUUAGCAAAACAUACACUCCAUUCAAAUCCAAGUACUGAUUCACUUCGUAUCUUCAGCAUGAUGCUCAUGUAAAUAGUCAUUCGCCCUUAAUAACGCAUGCAAGCGUUUAAGAUAAGCAGUUUGAGGCAAGCUGCUCUGUACUGGAAUUUCACAGCUUGUUUUUCCGAUAAAAAGGGAAGAACUUGAAACACCCAGUAUGUGUUACCAGUGUAGUUCUUUAGCACUAUGAAGGGCAACUAACGCACCUGUAAAUAAAGAGUUUAACUUUUACUUAUAGUGACACAAUCUUAGUCUAGAAGUUGUGAUGUUCUGCAUAUAUUUUUGUGUUCAUCUUUAUUUUCCUGUCUGACUUUCCAUGAAAAGACACAAAAUGGAGGCCGAACCGUCCAAACUCCUCCGCUAUAAUUUUGUGUUUUUGUGACGUGCGAAUGCUUCUCAAUGUCUAUAUGAAGAAACUGAAUAGUUCUAUUAUCUGUGUGUGUAUGUCUGCUGAUGCUAUAAACCUGCUGUAACAUCUUUAAGACGCUUUGAUUUCCUGAGCUCUUGUGUGCUACUUGCAUUUUAUAUGCUAAUAUUUAUAUUGCUGUUUUAUUUUUCUUUCUUGGACACUGACAUUUCAAAUAAAAAGUUCUCAAAUCGUUAAGAA
Molecule: messenger RNA, 5397 nt
Organism: Misgurnus anguillicaudatus (oriental weatherfish)
Lineage: Eukaryota; Metazoa; Chordata; Actinopteri; Cypriniformes; Cobitidae
Product: protocadherin gamma-A4
Biological process (GO): homophilic cell-cell adhesion
Cellular component (GO): plasma membrane
Molecular function (GO): calcium ion binding
Source: RefSeq, a predicted model, not a curated record